Messenger RNA from Electrophorus electricus (electric eel), 3197 nucleotides. It is a transcript of the gene snx14, whose product is annotated as sorting nexin 14. Gene Ontology annotation, cellular component: late endosome. Gene Ontology annotation, biological process: autophagosome maturation. NCBI's taxonomy places the organism in Eukaryota, Metazoa, Chordata, Actinopteri, Gymnotiformes, Gymnotidae. Gene Ontology annotation, molecular function: phosphatidylinositol-3,5-bisphosphate binding. The record is from RefSeq and is a predicted model, not a curated record.
CUGGCUGCGAAUGCUUUGACAUGUCGGAUGUUCUCACUGGUUCCGUAAACUGUUUAGGGAAAUAAGUUUAUAAAACCGACCAACUGUUGACAUUAUUCGGAGAUCUACUACAGCAAUGUAGAAAACAGUUCAUGUUAUGCAUCACCUUUCUCUUUUAUUGAUGUGACGUUAGUGUACAUUGCUGAGAGCAGCUGUUUCAGCGGAGGCUAGCUAGGGUUAUCGAACUUUCAAGAUCCCCGAUGGCAAAGUUUAAAGCGUUAUUAGAAUCCUUCAGGAGGGCUUUUAAGAUCGAUAUGCUCAGGGAAGUUGCCCGGCAGUAUCCUUUCAUAUGCUUUUUGUUGAUGUUCUUGUUAUCAUCAACCAUAAUUCUUAACAGGUAUCUGCAUGUUCUGAUGAUAUUUUGGUCAUUUCUGGCUGGAGCAGUCACUUUCUACUGUUCACUGAGUCCAGACUACCUCGUGCCCAGUGUUUUCUUUUCUGUGAAGACCAAGGACAAACGGCCAGAACAGUCGGAGCUCUUCCCGCACGGUCACAGCUGUGCUGUUUGUGGGAAAAACAAGUGCAAAAGACACCGGCCAGCUCUGCUUAUGGAAAACUACCAGCCAUGGCUGGGUUUGAAAGUUCACUCUAAGGUGGAUGCAUCCAUUGGAGAGGUGCUGGAGUUAGUUCUGGAGAACUUUGUGUAUCCUUGGUACAGGGAUAUUACAGAUGAUGAAGCAUGUGUGGAUGAACUAAGGCAGACAUUCCGUUUUUUCGCAUCAGUUAUGGUCCGUCGGGCCCAGAAGGUGGACGUGCCGUCAGUUGUCACCGGAAAAAUGAUGAAGGCAGCCAUGAAGCACAUAGAGAUCAUUGCGAAAGCAAAUGAGAAAGUUAAGAACCCUGAAGCUCUACAGCAGGCUGCACUGGAGGAGUACGGAGCUGAUCUACAUUUUGCCCUGCGUAGCCGUCAAGAUGAGCUGCAUUACCUGAGGACACUCACAGACAUGCUCUUCCCUUACAUCAUGCCCCCAAAAGCUACCGAGUGCAGGUCCCUGGCCCUGCUGAUUCGAGAGGUCAUGACGGGCUCUGUGUUCCUCCCCACCAUGGAUUUUGUGGCAGACCCGGACACAGUGAACCACAUGGUGCUCAUAUUUAUUGAUGACACUCCUCCAGAACAGGCGACAGAGCCUCCGUCUUCACUCGUGCCCUUCCUGCAGAAAUACGCCGACUCGCGCAACAGGAAGCACUCGGUGCUAAAGCUGGACCUGAAGACGAUUCGUAAGCAGCAGGAUCUGUUAUUCCACUUCAUGAGUUUCCUGAAACAGGAGGGAGCCGUCCACGUUUUGCAAUUCUGCCUCACUGUGGAGGAGUUCAAUGAUAAGAUCCUGCACCCAGAACUCAGCGAUUCUGAGAUGCAGCACCUCCACAGGGAGGUGCAGAAGCUUUAUGAGACGUAUUGCCUGGAGGAGAGCAUCGACAAGAUCAGCUUCGACCCUUUCAUCAUCGAGGAAAUCCACAACAUUGCACAGGGGCCAUAUACCGGCGUGGUGAAGCUGCAGACCAUGCCUUGUCUCUUUGAGGCAUAUGAGCAUGUCCUCUCUCUGUUAGAGAACGUCUUCACCCCACUCUUCUGCCACAGUGAUGAGUACUUCUCCUACCUGCUGUGUGGCGCUGAAUAUCCUGCCAGGAUUGCUAAACUAAACAGGAAUUUGAGUAUGGAUGAUAUAAGGAUGGCACCUAAGCGGGGGGAUUCGUUUGGGAUCGGCCGCAUUGGCAGUAAACUGAAGGGAGUUUUUAAGAGCACCACCAUGGAAGGAGCCAUGGUACCCAAUUAUGCCAUGGUCGAGGGUGAAGAGGACCAGAUUUUGUGUGUGGGUGUGAAUGAGGUUGAGGAGGGCACCGUGGUGGUGGAGGAUGAUGCCCCCGCCCCAGCAGAAGUGGUCUCUACCCCGGGGGUGCAACGGAACCUGUCUGCUUGGACCAUCUCUAUCCCGUAUAUAGACUUUUAUGAAGAUGAAGCCAAGAAGGAGCGGGUGCCCGUCUUCUGCAUUGACGUGGAACGUCACGACCGUCAGCCUGUGGGUCAUGAGGCAGAAAAGUGGUCUGUUUACAGGAGAUACCUUGAAUUUUAUGUCCUUGAGUCCAAACUCACUGAGUUCCAUGGUUCAUUCCAGGAUGCACAGCUUCCUUCCAAAAGAAUUAUAGGACCAAAAAACUUUGAGUUCUUAACCUCUAAGAGAGGUGAAUUUGAGGGAUACCUACAGAACUUGUUGGGGCGCCCUGAGCUGAGUAACAGUCAGCUUCUGGCUGACUUCCUUUCUCCUCACAGCAUGGAGACACAGUUUCUUGAAAAGAUGUUGCCUGAUGUUAAUUUGGGAAGGAUUUUCAAAUCAGUACCAGGGAAACUUAUGAAGGAGAAAGGGCAGAAUCUUGAGCCGUUUCUGCAGUCCUUCUUCAUCUCAUGCGACUCUCCCAAGCCCAGGCCGAGUCGUCCUGAAGUCACCAUCCCCAGCCCCACAGCCAAGCUAUACAAUGACCUUUACAAAAACAAUGCCGACCAGCCAGACAGCACAAACAGGAAGUACAAACAGAACUUCUUCAUGGAGGUCAUGGAGAUGGAGGGGGUUUAUGACUACAUGAUGUAUGUUGGUCGUGUGGUUUUCCGCAUACCUGACUGGGUGCACCACAUGAUGUGUGGGGGCCGUAUACUGUUUAAGAGGACCCUGGAGGCAUACAUGGAACACUACCUUCAGUCCAAACUGGACAAGAUCCUGCAAGAGCACCGCCUCAUCUCCCUCAUCACCCUACUCAGAGAUGCCGUGUUCUGUGAGACAAAUGAAGAACGCUCACCAGAGGACAAGCGGAGGAGAGCCAAGCAAACCUUUCAAGAGAUGAUGGGCUACCUACCAGAUAUGGUAGUAAAGUGCAUGGGAGAGGAGAACCAAUAUGAGGGCGUCCAGCUGCUCUUCAGCGGGAUACAGCAACCCCUGCUCAACAAACAGAUGACUUAUGUGCUUCUGGACAUUGCUAUUCAGGAGCUGUUUCCAGAGCUCAGGAUGGUAGACCUCACACCAACUCACUGAGAAAGAGGGCCUAUGGCUAGACAUACAGAAUAAACAGACACCUACAAAUUUGAAAUCUACAGAGACCUUGAUUGAUUUUGCAAUGUUUAUUGCACUACUGAAAUACAAAAAUAAAUAUAUUUAUUAAUAGUUUUA